Messenger RNA from Gracilinanus agilis (Agile Gracile Mouse Opossum), 462 nucleotides. Its product is annotated as V-type proton ATPase 16 kDa proteolipid subunit-like. Gene Ontology annotation, molecular function: proton-transporting ATPase activity, rotational mechanism. The coding region runs from base 4 to 462 and encodes 152 amino acids. The transcript has a single exon. Gene Ontology annotation, biological process: proton transmembrane transport. Gene Ontology annotation, cellular component: proton-transporting V-type ATPase, V0 domain. NCBI's taxonomy places the organism in Eukaryota, Metazoa, Chordata, Mammalia, Didelphimorphia, Didelphidae. The record is from RefSeq and is a predicted model, not a curated record.
GACAUGGCGGAAACGAACAACUUUGCUCCCUUCUUCGCCGUGAUGGGUUCCGCAGCGGCCAUGGUUUUCACCUCUCUUGGUGCAGCUUAUGGCACAGCGAAAAGUAGCACUGGUAUCGCAGCCAUGUCAGUCAUGCGACCCGAGCUGAUCAUGAAGUCAAUCAUUCCCGUCGUCAUGGCUGGGAUCAUAGCUAUCUAUGGCCUGGUGGUGGCUGUCCUCAUAGCCAACACUCUGUCGCCGACCAUCACCCUGUUCAAGAGCUUCCUUCACAUGGGAGCAGGCUUCAGCGUGGGCUUAAGUGGGAUGGCAGCCGGCUUUGCUAUUGGCAUCGUAGGUGACGCUGGUGUUCGAGGGAUAGCGCAGCAGCCCCGAUUAUUCGUGGGGAUGAUCCUGAUCCUCAUCUUUGCCGAAGUGCUUGGCCUCUACGGCCUCAUUGUGGCCCUUAUUCUCUCUACAAAGUAG